AUGAACGACGAGCUUCCCAAAUGGCUCGCCCGAGUCAAGGAUGCUUUCGCCGACGCCGAUGAUCUUCUGGAUGAGGUCAAAUUUAAAGCUCUCAAGAACCAGGUUAUGGGUAAGGUACGGAACUAUCUUACGAGCCAUAGUUCAAUUACUUUCUGCCUUUCAGUUGUUAGAAGGAUCAAGGAGAUGAGAGACAGGUUACAUUCAAUUGAUGGUCUGAAAAACAAUUUUAGGCUUUCUGAGAGGUCUUCGGAUCCGCGCAAUGUGCGUAUACAGAGGGAGACGAGCCAUUCUUUUGUUCGUAGAGUCGAUGUGAUAGGAAGAAGAAGGGAUGAAGAAGCCAUUGUUGAGAGGUUGAAUGAUGCUAGCGAACAUGUUUCUGUAAUUCCCAUUGUGGGAAUUGGGGGCUUGGGGAAGACAACAUUGGCAAGCUUAGUGUACAAUAAUGAGCCGGUUGAUAGGCAUUUUGAGCUGAAGAUGUGGGUCGGUGUUUCUCAGGAUUUUGAUAUGAAUGUGCUGAUGAGAAAGAUCAUUGCAUCUGCAACGACUUCGCCCUGUGCUGAGCUAGACAGUGAUCACUUGCAGCAUAGGCUUCGGGGUUGUUUGGCCGAUAAGAAAUUUUUACUCGUCUUGGAUGAUAUGUGGGACAUCGACCUUGUAAAAUGA
This is a messenger RNA of Diospyros lotus (date-plum), 663 nucleotides long. Its product is annotated as putative disease resistance protein RGA3. Gene Ontology annotation, molecular function: ADP binding. The transcript has a single exon. The record is from RefSeq and is a predicted model, not a curated record. The coding region runs from base 1 to 663 and encodes 220 amino acids. NCBI's taxonomy places the organism in Eukaryota, Viridiplantae, Streptophyta, Magnoliopsida, Ericales, Ebenaceae. Gene Ontology annotation, biological process: defense response to other organism.